Molecule: messenger RNA, 1287 nt
Organism: Bombus huntii
Lineage: Eukaryota; Metazoa; Arthropoda; Insecta; Hymenoptera; Apidae
Exons: 2
Coding region: 619-1287 (222 amino acids)
Source: RefSeq, a predicted model, not a curated record
GUGGGAACCGAAGAUGGACCCCCGACGCCCGGAGGAAAGCCGACCGGCUGCACCACCAAAAGCGUUGUGCUUUCACUGCCACAUGCCGGGACACAUCGCGUCUCGCUGUCCAUCGCGGCGAGAAGAAAAACAUUGCCCCGAGGACGAGCGCCGGGUCGAUGCCUGCGUGGUGGAAGCCCCGACGGGUAGACUAAGCCAGCAGGCCACACACGAGGACGUGUAAGUGUCAGGAUGGCCGAGUCGGAGACGAAAGAACGCCGGGGCCCCUCUGGAACUUCAGGACAACACCCUAACCUUGCAACCUAGAGCCUAAUAUAGCCAUAACGAAACAAUCGCAAGUAUCCAAACCGAUAGCAAUCGUACGUCGAUCGGAGGAUCGUGUGUACUGAGACACUCGACCGGAGUCUUGUUUCGGUGGCGUCGUUGGGAUGACGAGCAGUCUUGCUAGAGAGCUGAUCGGUGAAGGAAGUCGAGUGCCUUACGAGCAGGGAAUGGUGCACGUGUGAGUUAGAGCAAGGGAACCUGUCCUCCCGUUGGUCACGGAUUCGUUAUCAAGCCUGAGGCCCUCGUCACUAGUGUAACUAUCGACAAUAAAGGUACCCCACGCGCGACCGGGCGAUGGAGAACUUCAACGCAGAACCGCUACCUCCCGCGAGCCUUCCCUGGGAGGGCGCCUCGAGCUCGGACUCGGAAUGUGACUCGAGCUCGGAUUCGGAUUCAGACUCGACAUCAGAAGUGGCAUCCGAACACACGUUGUCGGCACGGGAUCGUAUGAGUAUCGUGCGCGCACUAAAGCGGUCGCUAGGGAAGAAGAAGAGGAAGAAGAAGAAGAAAGGACACCGGGCAACCUGGGUAUCGCUACCGCGCUUCAACCCCGAAGCCGCGGACGCAGAUCCAGCCGCCUGGUGCACAGCCGUCGGCCUGCUCAUGAGGGACCACCCCCUGAAAAACAGCGCACUGUAUUCUGCCCUAAACCGUGCCCUAGAGGGUCCGGCAGCGUAUUGGCUUACGCAGAUAAUGAACGGCGACGAGCUCACCUGGCCAGAUUUUAAGGAACAAUUCGCCGCGCACUUCGGUGGCCAAGAAGUAGCAGCCGCGUCGCUAAUCAAGGUAGCCGAGGAACUACCGCGGGACGGCGAAACACCAGGAGCGUACGGAAAUCGUAUCAUCACCCUUCUGGGGUCGAAGUGGCGAAAUUCAACCAAGGAAGAAGUACUCGCCGCCACCGCCCUCCAUCUGCUGGGCUCGCGCGAUGAACGUUUUACGUUUAAAACUAGUCGUUACUAG